GUACUGUUUUGUGGUUAUUGCUCACCAAAGCUCCAAGCCAGACAUUGCCGUUAUUGACAUCGACUUAUCACUGCGAAUAAAACAUUAUAUAUUUAUACUUGUACAUCGAAAAUAGACUGAUUGAUAUUGCAAGUUUUUCAAGCAAAAUUAAACGAUAAUGACUGCUGUAGAUAGAAACGACAUUUACUCUGGUUACCAUGAUUUUUCAAACACGUACUCGACGGCCGACUUGGAUCAAGAAGAAUUUUUCCGGGAAGUUCUCAAAACUGGUUAUGGAGCUCGGCCAAUCGCAACACCUAAAUACCCUGGAACAGGAAUGCGCCUGGGGACAUCGUCCGGGUUCCACAGGGGAAGCACAGCUUCGGGAAGACCCGGCACAGGUGCCCUUAGGCCCAUGACGGCGGUCAGAGGCGCCGGAUACACCAGUGCGUCUCGCCAAGCAUUCGAUCCUCUGAACAUGAGCAGCGCUUUGCGAAAUUUUCCUCUGGAAGCCGAAAAAGAGGAUACGCCGGAAGAAAAAAUUAAGCAAGCCGAGAGGCGCAUAAUGACGCUCAUAGAAGAAUCGGCAAAGGCCGCUUGCGAGAAGAACAUGAAAGUAGCCCUGGAAAGGGCGAGAGAAGCGUCGUCGAGAGAACGAGCUCUUAUCAGACUCCAGGAACAAGCCGGCUUGAGCGACAGCCACAACAUCGACUUAACGUUUGCCGUGAUUUUCAAUUUAGCCUGUCAAUAUUCGAACAACGAGCUGUACACAGAGGCGAUAGCGACGUAUCAAGCCAUUACCAGGAAUCGAAACUUCACCAACAGUGCCCGACUGAAAAUGAACAUAGGCAAUAUUUACGUGAAAAUGGGACAGCUGUCGCAGGCCAUAAAGAUGUACCAAAUGGCCCUGGAUCAGACCACCACUGCCCAAAAGUAUCUGAGGAUAAAAAUCAUGCACAACAUCGGCAUGCUGUUCGUGCAAAUGGGCCGGCUGGAGGAGGCAGCGAACAGCUUCGAAUGGGUGAUGAGAGAAAAACCGGACCUCAAAGCCGGGAUGCACGCGAUUCUGUGCCAUUUUGCCCUCUCGCACGAGGAUAAAAUGAAAAAGGCUUUCCUCGAGCUGCUCGACGUUCCGCUUUACAUCGACCACGACGAUAAAUACAGCAUCAAUACCGACGACAUAGCUGCCAACAUACUGAACGAGACGGUGAAAAACGACGACCUGUCGAAACUGGAGCGCGAGUUGAAAUCGAACGCCGAGAAGACGAUACUCAACGCGGCGAAUCUCAUAGCACCCGUUAUCGAAGAGACGCUCGCCGGAGGAUUCGCUUGGUGCGUCGACGCAAUAAAGUCAUCGGCCUACAGUCCACUGGCGGCAAAUUUGGAAAUCAACAAAGCCAUGGUUUUUCUCCACAAUCGCGAGGUGCGAAUGGCGAUCGAUUCCCUCAAGGUUUUCGAGAACCAGGACACCAAGAUCAACAGCUCGGCCUCCACCGUGCUCUCCUUCAUUCAUUUUCUCAGAGGAGAGUACGACCAAGCAGAAAAGUACAGCGAAGCGGCAAAAAACGCGGACAGCCGCAACGCCGCGGCUUACGUGAAUCUGUCGGCUUGCGCUAUUAUGAAGAACGAGCUGGAUAACGCCAAGGAGUACUUGGCGUCUGCGUUGGAGAACGACGCUGCUCAUGUCCAAGCUCUCUAUAAUCUAGGAUUGCUGUACAAGAAGAAAAACAUGCUCGACGAAGCUUUGGAGUAUUUUUUGAAACUCACCAAUAUCGUUCGAUACGAUCCUUUGACUUUGUAUCAAAUAGGUCAUAUUUAUCAACUUAGCAACGAUGUUGAACAAGCAGCUGACUGGUACAAUCAGCUUCUUGGUAUAAUACCAUCGGAUCCAGGAGUCUUGCAAAAACUGGGUGAAAUGUUUGACAGCAUGGGAGACAAACAGCAGGCGUAUCAAUAUUACAGUGAUUCAUACAGGUUUUACCCAGCCAAUUUCGAUGUGAUAGACUGGCUUGGUUCUUAUUUUGCUCAGCAAUCAGGGUUGCCAGAAAAAGCCUUGACCUACUUCCAAGAGGCAGUAGUGUUAGCUCCUGAAGAGCCCAAGUGGAGAUUAUGUGUGGCAUCAUGCUUGAGGAAAACCGGUCAAUUCCACAAGGCACUUGCCGAAUAUCAAGAUAUAAAUCGUAGAUUCCCAGACAAUAUUGAAUGCUUGAAAUUUUUGGUAAGACUUUCCAACGAUUUGGGACUCAAAGAGGCUCAAACAUAUGCCAUCGAACUGCGCAGAGCUGAAAAAGCCAAGGAAACCAAGGAAAGGCAUGGAUCUGGAAGACCAGGUUCAAGACGAAGCAACAGUGGUACAUCAUCCAGGGGAGGUUCGGGUAUGAGCACUCUUUCAGAACAGAGAGCAAGUCCUACUUUACACAAUGGUGACAUUGUUCGGUCAAAUCAUCGUAUUCGGAGAGCGGAUUCAUCAGAGUUUAAUUUGGACUCUAGUUCACAUGAUUUAAACUAUGCAGAUCCAGUUGGUCCCUUACCAACUCGACCAAUGACAGCUGCUGGAAAGAGAGAUGAUGACUUUGGCGAUGAAGAAUUAGGAGAAGAUCUUUUACCAGAAUAAACAUAUUUAUUAACAAUAAUCAGUCAAGAAAAAUUUGUACAACGAUUUCUUAGUCAAUGUAGAUAUUUUAUAAUACAUUUUCUUAAUUUUAAUAUGAAACGUGUUAUAUACAAGUAAUUUAUUGCACAUUUUUAUUAUAAAGUGUGAACUUAACUGUGAUAUGUACACUGAAUGUCAAUGAAUACAAUAUAAUGGAAAAAAAACAUGAAAACGAUCUUUGUGUCGGGCAAUUCUUGAAUAUCCUAAAACCAGAAUGCAACCUGAAGAUAUUGUUAGGGGUAAACAUUCAUUCAUCUGCAUCAAAUCAAAUUAAUAAUUAUGAUUUAUAUUUUUCCCUAUAUUUGAAAAAAAUCAUGCAAUAUAAUGUAUGUGCAGUCUCAAACUUUGAAAAAUUCUU
Messenger RNA from Nasonia vitripennis (jewel wasp), 2990 nucleotides. It is a transcript of the gene nompB, whose product is annotated as intraflagellar transport protein 88 homolog. Gene Ontology annotation, molecular function: kinesin binding. The record is from RefSeq and is a predicted model, not a curated record. Gene Ontology annotation, cellular component: ciliary base; centriole; ciliary basal body. The coding region runs from base 158 to 2593 and encodes 811 amino acids. Gene Ontology annotation, biological process: non-motile cilium assembly; intraciliary transport. NCBI's taxonomy places the organism in Eukaryota, Metazoa, Arthropoda, Insecta, Hymenoptera, Pteromalidae. The transcript is spliced from 15 exons.